Messenger RNA from Oreochromis aureus, 2207 nucleotides. Its product is annotated as cytokine-dependent hematopoietic cell linker. The transcript has 12 exons. The record is from RefSeq and is a predicted model, not a curated record. The coding region runs from base 760 to 1527 and encodes 255 amino acids. Gene Ontology annotation, biological process: intracellular signal transduction; cell surface receptor protein tyrosine kinase signaling pathway. Lineage: Eukaryota; Metazoa; Chordata; Actinopteri; Cichliformes; Cichlidae.
UCAAAAGUACCGGUUUGGUACUGGUAUCGGAUAAAACCUAAACGAUACCCAUUCCUACACUUGAUUGUCAACGUAGGAAAGUCAACUCCACCUAAACAACUUGGGGAUUUAGUGGUGGCUGUCAAUAUUCAGCUAGUUUUUAACUCAACCAGGUUACAUGAAGUUAUGUCGUUCAUUUCAUCAGUCUGUAUGUCUUUUUGUUGUAUUGUUAGUGGUAAUGCUCAGAAAUGAAUGGAUAGAUUGACAUGAAAAGUUUACCAGAGAUGGCACUCAGGGCGACAUAGAGGUGACUGCACCACUGGGAAGGACAAACAUUUAAAAUUAAUAAACAUUUAAAAAAUGGGAGACAUUGUCUUGAAAUUCUUAAGAAAAUAUAUAUAUUUUUUUUUUAACUAAGCAGGAUCUAGAUAUAUCUCAUCCAUGCAGGGUGUGGUGAGAAAUAUUCAGCCUCUGGUAGUAAUGUGCAGUCUUUGGCUACUCUUUUUUUUCUGUUUAAUUUAAUGCAGCUUAACAUAAAAUACUUUUUUCUCAUAGAUUUACAACUGAUCUCAGUAGAUUUGGCAUCAUCUAAUACUAAAGCUGAUUAUUACAGAUUAAUUGAAGGAUACUGGUUGUCUUUAGUUAAAUGUACUGUAAUGUUUUCCGUAAACUGAGUAAAAGCUGAUUCUGUCCCAGAAGAAGUACCUUUUCACCUUUGUCUUCUGUGUUUGAAACACAGCACCUGUGAUAAAUAGAGAUCUGAAGCCUGGCCGACAAAAGAUGAAAACAGUUACAAAUAGGAGGAUCCCACCUGUGCCAAAAGGAGACCAGCACUCACAAAGGAGUUUGCAAUCACCAUCACCUUUUACCCUGGAGUUGGUCAAUGUCUUGUCUGGAAUGGCUAUACAGCAAGGUUGCAGGAGAGACAAAGAGCACGGCACCACUAGAAAUGCAGAGUUUAGUUCACAUAUGAAAAGUCCACUCAGUUCUGAAAGUCUUACACACGGCAAUUACAGACAUUCACUGGAUUUGGAGUCUCACUUAGAAAGAAGGAGCCAUCAAAGUCUAGAAAGGGUCCCAUCAAAACGCCAUCACCAUGAAUGGCCUCAGACGAAAGAAGACUUUGACCAGCACGACUUUGUCCCAAUGGAAAAGCCUCAACAGACCUGUGAGGAAGAUUGGUACAUCGGGACAUGUAGUCGAGCAGAUGCUGAGCACGCCUUGCACCUGGUGAACAAGGAUGGUGCAUUUUUGGUGCGAGACUGCUCCACCAACAGCAACUUUGAACCCUUGGUAUUGGUUGUGUAUCAUGAAAAGAAGGUUUACAAUGUCAAAAUUCGGUUUGUCGAGAGCACAAAAAAGUACGCAUUGGGCACAGGAUAUCGCUCAAAUGAUAUGUUUGACUCUGUGGCAGACAUCAUCAAGUUCCACUCCAUAUUUCCAAUAACACUUGUCAGUGGGAGAACCGCGAUGGGAAACAAGUACCCAGACAACUGUGUGCUGACAUUUCCUAUAACAAAAGGGGAUGUUGAACGGUUGCUACAAUAACAUGUGAACCUUGCCAACAAAGAUUUGUCAAUGUGUUUCUUGUGUCAUGUGUGUUCACAGUUCCUUAAAAACUGUAGCGCUGUCAUUCUGAGCAAGUUGGGGUGGAUGGAUUUUGUAAAAGAAAAAUAUAUAUGUUGAUCAGAAGUACCUAUAUUUUCUGGUUAUUUUGAUAAUAAUGUGCUAAUGGUUUUUCAAUUAAUUCCAUAGACAAGUGGUUCUCAAAUUUUUUGGCUCCAGUGACACAAAACCUCCUAUAAUCCUAAUAUCGAUUUGGCUGGUUCUGCCACAGCAUUUGAAAAUCUCCCCACACCUGCUAGCUACCAGGCUAAUAAACUAGCAAGUGACUUCAUUGUUACAGUGAGUCACAAUCAUAUCAGUUCCUCCUGUUCCUCCAUAAUAUGGUAGCAAUUACUGGAUAUAAUAUGUUUUUGUUAUUGAAUCAAAUGCUCCCCAAUCUGUAAAAUGCACUUUUUAAUGAUCUAGCGCAAUUUAACAAAUUAUUUUACAGACCCCUUGAGGGUCCCCGGACCCGAUGAGAGACCCACUUCUCUCUGACAGAUAAUAGUGAUCUACUCUUAUUAUCCUAAUUUAAUGUCUUCAAAUUGUAUAUUUUGUAGCAACAAUCUAAAAUAAAAAGUCUGUAACUGUACAAUUAUACAAACCAAAAAGCUGGAACCAAA